AUUGUGUUAAUCAAUCGUUAUUCAUCGUUAUUGUUAAUAGUUGUUAAUCGUUAUUGUGUUAAUCAAUCGUUAUUCAUCGUUAUUGUUAAUAGUUGUUAAUCGUUAUUGUGUUAAUCAAUCGUUAUUCAUCGUUAUUGUCAAUAGUUAUUAAUCGUUAUUGUCAAUAGUUAUUAAUCGUUAUUGUCGUCGUCGCCGCCGUCGUGGUCGCCGCCGCCGCCGCCGCCGUUAUUAAUCGUAUUGUUAUUAUUAUUAUUAUUAUUAUUAAUAUCUCACUCGCGUAGUCGCGUUUAAAAUCGUGAUAAACCAUUUGUAUUAUUACCGUUGAUUUUUUAUAUAUCGUCGUUACCGUUUGUUGUUUUUGAUUGUCGUCGUCGUCGUCGUCGAUAAUAAUCGCGUAAUCGUCGAGUAAUCGUAGCGGCGGCGGCGGCGGCGGCAACAGCUCCGGCGGCGGCACCGGCAGCAGCACCGGCAGCAGCAGCACCGGCAGCACGAGGACGACGCUUACGCCGACGCCACGACGACCAUGAGUUUUCUGUCGGCCCUGGCCGACGCCGUCAGGGCGGCCGUGUCGCCGGACGGCGGCGGCGGCGGCGUUUCGCAGCCCGGGCGGCAGCGGCAGCAGCGGCAGCAGCAUCAACGACAACGACUCGACGAGGACGAGCGGGACCGGCAGCAGCAGCAGCGAGGCGGAGGCGGCGGCGGCGGCGGAAGAGGAGGCGGCGGCGGCGGCGACAUGCGUUGGUCGUUUUUUCCCGACGACGUCGACGACGACGCCGCCGCCGGCAGUCCGCAGCCGACGGACCACCAGCAGCAGCAGCAGCAGCAGCAGCAGCCGGAGCCGACGGACCACCAGGUGCCGGAGACGGAGCGGAACCGGCGUCGGGACGGACUCGGGCCGGAGCGGCCGCCGUGCCGGGCGUGCACCGACUUUCGGACGUUUGCCGCGGACAGCCGACGCGGCCUCCCGCAGCAGCAGCAGCAGCCGACGACGUCGGCCGGCGGAGGCGGCAGUGACGGAGACCACCGGCGGCAGCGGCACGACCGAGACGGCCCGGAGGACGACCCGGAGUCGGAGUACCGCCGCGGGCGCGGCGACUACGACUGCCCGCCCGACAGGGACCUACUGGUUAUUAUUAAUACUGUUUAUCACCGUUGUUACCAUACGGUAGCGGUAACAAUAGUAGCAGCGGUAGCAGCGGUAGCAGUAGCAGUAGUAGUAGCAGUAGCAGCAGCGGUACCGGUAGCAGCAGUAGUAGUAGCAGUAGCAGUAGCAGCAGCGGUACCGGUAGUAAUUAUAAUAAUAUUUAUUAUUAUUAUUAUUAUCGUUAUCGUUGUGAUAAUUAUUACCGUUGCUGUUACUGUUGUUUUAUUUAUUAUUUUAUUAUUCGUUCAUUGCUUUCAUUACCGUUUUUCAUCACACCGGUGUGAAUAACAGUAGUAGCAGUAGUAGUAGUAGUAGUAGUAGUAGUAGUAGUAGUAGUAGUAGUAGUA
Daktulosphaira vitifoliae (grape phylloxera) is the source of this 1491-nucleotide messenger RNA. RefSeq lists its product as uncharacterized. Bases 524 to 1432 code for a protein of 302 amino acids. The record is from RefSeq and is a predicted model, not a curated record. The transcript is spliced from 2 exons. NCBI's taxonomy places the organism in Eukaryota, Metazoa, Arthropoda, Insecta, Hemiptera, Phylloxeridae.